UGCGGGCGGAGGCGGGACUCUCAGUUGCUUGGUUGGUACCCUCUCCGGAAGUGGUUGUUGGCGGUUGCAGGGCAACACCCCGGCGUCCCUAAGCCGGGAUGGUGCUGGGAAAGCGGCGCGGAGCCCGGAGCCGUCGCCCAGAGCCUCCCGGGGUGGGGGGCAGGUGUUCAAACCAAGACCAGUCAUGGCCAGACCAACCAUCCGCAUAGGAGACCAGCUGGUUCUAGAGGAAAAUUAUGAUGAGACCUACAUUCCCAGUGAGCAAGAAAUUAUUGAUUUUGCCAGAGAGAUUGGUAUUGAUCCCAUCAAGGAACCAGAACUGAUGUGGCUGGCGAGGGAGGGCAUUGUGGCCCCACUACCUAUGGAAUGGAAGCCAUGCCAGGACAUCACAGGUGAUAUUUACUAUUUCAACUUUGCCAAUGGGCAGUCCACGUGGGACCAUCCAUGUGAUGAACACUAUCGGAACUUGGUGAUCCGAGAGCGGGCGAAGCUGUCAGCUCCUGGGGCCAUUAAGAAGAAAAAGAAAAAGAAAAAGGAAAAGGAAAAGGAAAAGAAAGACAAAAAGGACAGAGAGAGCCCCAGAGGUCCCCUGGCCCUGGGCUCCUCGUUAGCCCCUGUUCACGUUCCUCCUGGGGGCCUGGCUCCUUUACGAGGCCUGGCAGAUGCCCCCCACUCUGCUCUUCGUGGAUCUCAAAGUGUGAGCCUGGGGAGUUCAGCGGAGUCUGGUCAGCUUGGAGAACCCACGCUGGGUCUGAAGACUUCUGCUUAUACAAUGGGUCUCUUGGGCUCCAUCCAUGAGGACAAGAACCCUCUCAGCCCCUUGGCUUUAGGGGAGGAGACCAACAAGGAGGAUGAGGAGGAAAGUGACAACCAGAGUGUCCGCAGCUCGAGUGAGCUUCUUAAGAACCUGCACCUGGACAUUGGGGCACUGGGGAGUGACUUUGAGUAUGAGGAGUCUCCAAGAGCAAGCCAGCCAGAGGAGAAGAAGCAUAUUUCUCUGGAUUCGGAUGUUCCUGGCCCCCCUUCUCCCGGCAGACUCUGUAGCCAAGAGGCAGACAGCAGUCUGAACAGUGACGAUGACAAAGGGCGACAGGGAGGAGGGGCAAGCCCUGGGCUCCCAGGAAAAGAGGAGACCGAGAAGAGUGAGCCUGGGGCUUCCAGGAGCCUGGUGACUGCCAGAGUGGACCCCGGUGAUGAGCCUGCCAAUACCUCUAAAAAGGAGGCACCAGAGGUCCCAGUGGAUGCAGGAGAGGAGGGUUCCACGAGGGAAGAGGUGGCAAAGAAGAAGGCGUCUGCCCCGAAAGAGGGCAGAUCAGAUGCCAGCCAAGAGUCAGAGAUUAGUGAGCAUGUGAAGGAACUACAGCUUUCAGACUCCACGGCUUCUGACUGCAAGUCCUUCCUUGGCCUGGACUUGGGUUUUCGCAGCCGGAUCUCGGAGCAUUUGCUGGAUAUUGACGUGCUUUCCCCAGUCCUGGAUGGAGCCCGCUGGAAGACCCAGGGCUUAGGAAGAGAAGACAAGGAUGACAGCCAGUCCAGCCAAGAUGAGCUGCAGAGCAAGCAGUCCCAAGGCUUGGAGAGGGGGCGGCUCCAAAGACCCCUUCACAGCCAGGCCACUGAAGAAGGGCCUCUGCAGGCCCCUGACAGGCAGCCUGAGCAGAAGGAGGCAGUGGAGCCUGGGGAGGCCUCCGUGGCUAGCCCCAGCCCCAGCCCACCAACUUCCCCCCAAAGGGAGCAGGUCCCAAGCCCACCUGCCACCCUCGAGAGGGGCAAGGAGCAGUGCUCCCAGGCCGAGGAGCUGGGCCCUGGGCAGGAAGAGGCAGAGGAGCCCAAGGAGAAGGUGGUGGCCAGCCUCACCCCGCCGAUCUCUCCAGAGGUGCGAUCCACAGAGCUUGUGACAAAGCAGCUCUCAGAGGCUGCACUAAAGUCUGUGGAAGAGGCAGUGGCCCAAGAACUCGAGCAGGACCACAGGCUGCUGCUGGAGUCAAAGCAGGAGAGGAUGCAGCAAUUGCGAGAGAAGCUACGGCAAGAGGAGGAGCAGGAGAUCUUCCAGCUUCACCAGCAGAAAGAGAAGUCUCUCAGUUCCCUGAAAGAGCAGCUGCAGAGGGCCACUGAGGAUGAGGAGGCUCAGAUGAGAGAGGAGGAAAACCAGAGACUAGUGCAACUCCGAGCCCAGGUCCAGUCCAGGGCAGAAGCAGAUGAGGGCCAAAUCAGGGCUGAGCAAGAGGCUUCCCUGCAGAGGCUGAGAGAAGAACUGGAGUCUCAACAGAAGGCUGAGAAGGCCAGCUUGGAACAGAAAAACAGACAGGUGCUGGAGCAGCUCAGGGGAGAGAUGGAGGCCACGGAGAAGAGCGAGCGGGCUGCCCUGAAUGCCGCGAAGGAGCAGACCCUGCAGCAGCUGAGGGAGCGGCUUGAAGGGGAGAGGAGAGAAGUGGUGGCAAGGCUAGAGAAGGAGCACAGUGCUGAGCUGGAGCAGCUCUGCUCCUCGCUGAAGGCCAAGCACCGGGAGGUAGUCUGCAGCCUCCAGGAGAAGAUCGGGGAAGCUGAACAGAAAGAGGAGGCCCAGCUGCAAGAAAGCCUUGGGCGGACGCAGCUGAGAGCUCAGCAGAAGGCUCACCAGGUGACUGAGUAUGUGCAAGAGCUCAGCAGUCUCCUGCAAGAGAAGCGCCAGGAGGUGGAAAGGGAGCACGAGAGGAGAUUGGACAAGAUGAAGGAGGAGCACCAGCAAGUAGUGGCUGAGGCCAGAGAGCGGUACGAAGCUGAGGAGAGGAAGCAGCGGGCUGACCUCCUGGGGCACCUGACUGGAGAGCUCGAGCGCCUGCGGAGAGCCCAUGAACGAGAGUUGGAGACUGUGAGACACGAGCAGGACAGGCAGCUUGAGGACUUAAGGCGCAGGCACCGGGAGCAGGAAAGGAAGCUCCAAGAUAAAGAGAUGGAACUCGAAACCAGAAAUAAAGAUAUCAAGGCCAGAUUGGCUCAACUGGACAUCCAGGAGCAGACUGCCCAGAAGGAGAAGCAGCAGCUGCUUGAUAUGCAGAGGCAGGUUGCUCUGAAGAGUGAGGAGGUUAGAGCCACCCAUCAGCGCCUAGAGGAGGCAAAGAAGGAGCACACCCACCUGUUGGAGUCAAGCCAGCAGCUCCGAAGAGUUGUAGCUGAGCUUCAGGCCCGGAAGUUGGAGUUGGAGUCCCAAGUGGAUCUGCUGCAGGCCCAGAGUCAGAGACUGCAGAAGCAUGUCAGCAGCCUGGAGGCUGAAGCUCAGAGGAAGCAGGACCUGUUGAGAGAGCGGACAUUUGAGGAGAGCAGUGCUUCCCAACAUGUUGAGCCAGAUCUGCACGUUGAAGACCUGAGGAAAUCCCUUGGGACAAACCAGACCAAAGAGAUGUCCUCUGUUUCCCAGAGCAAGGAGGACUCGUCCUUGGAUGACCUGUCCUCCCACAGCGUCCAGCAUUACUUCUCUGCUGAGAGGGUAGCCCUCCGUAGCGCCAGGGAGUUCCUGGUACGGCAGAGAUGUGCCAUGCGGAAGCGACAGACAGCUUUGAAAGCUGCCCAGCAGCACUGGCACCGUGAGCUGGCCAGUACUCAGGAGUCAGCCAAAGACUUGCCAGGCACCAUGACCAUGGAAGAGAUACACAAGAACCAGGAGGAGGAGACCAAGCACCUGGAGGAGAUGAAGUCAGCCAUGCGGAAGGGCCACGACCUGCUGAAGCAGAAAGAGGAGAAGCUGAAUCCGCUGGAAUUCUCUCCUCAGGAAGAGGCCUCCGAUGAGGAGGCUCCAAGAGGAGGCCCCGCCAAGAAGGUGGUAACCUUUGACCUCAGUGACACAGAAGACAUAAGCUGUGAAAGUUCCGAAUCGUGCUCCUUGUCUCACACCAACUUGACAGCGGGUCUCACCUUCCCCAACAAGAUCCAUGACUUGAGCCGCGCCCUGCAUCAGGUCAUCGGGGAACUGAACAGUGCCCUCAGCAUGGUGGGCAGCCUCAGCACUCAGCCGCCGCCUCUCUUCACUUCCACGCUGGCUCAGUUCCCUCCCCGGGCCCCCAGGAGCACCUCCACACCCACCUACCACCCCUCCCUGGCCAGGCCCUCAGCUUCGUCCCUUGCUGCACCCAUAUCCACCCGAUGGGCUUAUAGUCCGGAACUGAGCCCCGGGCUGUCCUCCUCUGUGGCUCAAACAGUGGAUGACUUCUUGCUGGAAAAGUGGCGCAAGUAUUUUCCAUCGGGCAUCCCAUCUCUCAACAGCAGCCCUGCCUCCCUAGAGAACAGGCUGGGUUACGUGUCUGCAAGUGAGCAGCUCCGCCUCAUGCAGCCCUCCCGUUCCCGCGUUCCCCAGGCGGGCAGCACCGACUAUCAGCGCAUGAUAGAUGAAAACCGAAAGUGGCUGGAAAGCCUCAGGAAUGACCCCAAGUUACAUCUCUUCUCAAUGCCGAAGCCAACAGCCACUCGGGGCCUCCUGCAGCUGGGCCUGGAUGAGAGCAACAGACUGAAGGUGUAUCGCUGUUGAGGCCCCGGGCAUGGACUCUGGGGCAGCUUGGCCUCUCCUUCCCCCAACCAAGUGCCUGAGGAGCUGCCUGCACUUUACUUCAACUGAUACAGCAUUCUCCUGUCCCCUUUGCCACCUACCCCUCCCAGGACUGGGAGGAGCCAUCGGGGACCAGGGGUGUGAGUGAAACAGUAAAACCACACACUCUGACCAUAUAACCUAUCUCUGGCUGAAAUGUGUGGACACGAGCUCCUGCAUCGACAUGGCAGACUGCUGCUGUGU
Molecule: messenger RNA, 4759 nt
Organism: Carlito syrichta (Philippine tarsier)
Lineage: Eukaryota; Metazoa; Chordata; Mammalia; Primates; Tarsiidae
Gene: CEP164
Product: centrosomal protein 164
Exons: 32
Coding region: 185-4498 (1437 amino acids)
Molecular function (GO): protein binding
Source: RefSeq, a predicted model, not a curated record